GCGCCAGUCUAUGAUAUCAUCGUCCUGAACUAAAGUUUGCUUGAAGCAUUACCGCCGAAAACAACUUACCAAGUGCCAACCUCGCGAUUAGAGUUUUGUAAAAAAAAAGACAGAAAUUGAAGAGCAGAGGAUUAAGAAACAGUGUUAUCACUGCACUUGAUAUUCUGUUAAUCUCUCUUUCCCGUUCUUCUUUCCUUUAACCUGCAGGACAUUAUGGAAAAGAAGUCUGGACAGGUCAAGCAGCCAGCGCAGGCCUCUACUGAGGUCGACACGAAGACUGUCACUGGAGAAUUGGGAAAUAAUCUUGAUGUAAAGCUAGAAACGACCAAAAACAAUGUUAAUGGCGCGAAGAAUGGCCAAGUUUUGUCAGCCAAGGUCGAAGAAAAGAAAAAUUCAACGGGCGUGAAACAAUCAACGGACGAUAAGCUUCCUGUUCCCGAGUCACUUGAGGCUCCGGUAAGUGAACCGUCGCGUUCCGACGAGAAACAGGCUUCUUCCAACACUUCUUCGGAUUCUUUGAACGAGAAGAAAGAAGAAGAGGAAGUUAAGGAUGAACAGAAAAACGUGUCUAGAAUAGUCACUCUGUUGGGCAAAUUUCUUACGAAGGAACGCGUUUACAUGUUGCUUGAAUGGAAGAAUAUCUUUGUUCAGUAUUCGAACGAUACCCGGAUCAUCUUCUACACGGCCUUGUCUUCAUUCUUCAUCGGUUACUUUCGUUUUGGAAUUUUGGGCUUGUUUGUUGUAAUGGCCGUCUGUAUUCAGUAUUACCGUAUCCAAGUACGAAAGGUCGUUGUCAAUUUCCGUGACGACUUUACCCGGUACUUGGCUACUCGCCGAAUUGAAGACGAGCCCGAGACUGUCGCUUGGUUAAACUCUUUCUUACAAAAGUUUUGGUACAUUUUUGAGCCCUCUUUGAGUGCAAAUGUGGUUGAGACCGCUGAUCAAGUGCUUUCGGAAAACACACCUGGCUUUUUGGAUUCUCUUCGUCUUUCCAAAUUCACUCUCGGUACUAAAUCUCCACGUUUGGAUUUCAUUCGUUCGUAUCCAAAGACGGAGGAGGAUUUGUAUAUGAUGGAUCUGGCUUGUUCUUUCACUCCCGACAAUCUUUCCGAAUUGACAGGCCAUGAAAUUGCUACUCAAAUUAAACCGAAAAUUGAAUUGAGCGUGCGUAUUGGUAAGAGCAUUGCCUCUGCUAGUAUGCCUGUUCUUGUUGAAGAUUUCUCAUUCAGCGGCGUCAUUCGUUUGAAACUCAAGUUUUUGAGCAGUUACCCUUACAUCAAGUCAGUGGGUCUGACGUUUGUUGAAAAACCUGAUAUCUCUUUUGUGCUGAAGCCCAUUGGCGGUGAGAAGCUUGGUUUCGACAUCGGUAAUGUUCCUGGUUUGAGCAAGUUUAUUUACGAUCAAAUUCACCUUACUCUGGGUCCGAUGAUGUAUAGUCCUAACGUUUACGAACUCGAUAUUGAACAAAUGAUGGGCGCAGCCAACAUGAAUGUCACCAUUGGCGCCAUCUCGUUCCACUUGCAAAAUGCCACGGGAUUGAAGCCUAAUGAGACUUUAAGUGGAACUCCGGAUCCCUACGUUGUGAUUCGCAGUACUCUUACUGGUCGCGAGUUGGCUCGUUCAAAGACUGUCUCAGAUACUAGUUCUCCUACAUUUGACGAGAAAUUUGAGUUUACAAUUACGUCUUUCUCUGAGCAAUUGGUUUUGGAAGUUUAUGAUUACAAUGACAUUCGCAGCGAUAAACUCAUUGGCACGAAUGUGAUCGAAACAUCUGUUCUUGACGGUGCUCCCGUUGUGAAUGAUGCUACGAUUGAUGUGAAGUUCCAUCAAAAGAUUCGGGGUUCAUUGAAGUACAGCAUACGUUUCUACCCUGUUAUUGAAGUUACCGAAGGUGAGAAUGCUUCCGAUUUGACUGGUCCGGGUAUCUUGCGCUACACGGUUUUCCAAGCUAAGGAGCUGAGUACUGGCUCGAACCGUUAUACUGCUUACGCUGAACUUGUGAUGAACGGAAAGAUUGUUCACACGACACGUAAAAUCAAGAAGAACAACAAUCCUUCUUGGGGUGAUUUUCAGGAAUACCUGGUUAAACAGAAGUCCAAGUGUAGCUUGGGUGUGCGAAUUCGUGCUGAUGGUGUUAGUAAACCUCUUGGCGUCUUUAACAUUACGCUUGAUGAUUUGUUAACUGCCACUAAAAAGGGACUAAACUGGUUUCAAUUGGAAAAUGCCAAGAGUGGUCGUGUGCGUAUUGCUGCGGAAUGGAAGCCUGUUGAUAUGACUGCUGUGUGCGAAAGCGCAGAUAUAUACCGUGAGCCUCUUGGUGCUCUUCGACUCUUUAUUCGUAACGCAAACUCGUUGUCGCCCAAGUCUCAUGGAGGCAAGGUGAAUGCUUCGACCCGUGUGCUCUGUCAUAACAAGGAGAUGGCCCAAACGGUGACGAUUGCUAAUCACACUCAACCCGUGUGGGAUGAGUAUCUUUAUGUGCCUAUCGUCACAAAGUAUGAUAUUAUUCGUUUGCAAGUUUUGUCACAUGAGGGGGAAGAGCGUAUUCUCGGUUAUGUUGACAUUAGUCCCAAGGAUUACAUUCGCCAAGACGCUUCCGGAAAGCUUAUUCCUUUCGAACAAACUCGCGAAGUGACUACUUCCUUGACAUCGGUUAAGGGUCUUCAAACCAAGAGUUCCCUCUGUUAUCUUUUCUGCUUUUAUCCCAAUCCUGCGAAAUUUAUUCCUACGCCAAAGAAUGUCAGCCGCACAGCAAGUAUUGCUACUUCUCAAAACGAAUCGCCUUCUGCUACUCCUCAACCAAAGAAGGAAGUGGUGUCACCUCUGCUGUCUAGUCCCUCUGAUCUUGAAGAAGACUUGAAACAGCUUACCGGUUUCCUUUGCUUUGAUAUUAUUAAGUCCAACCUGCCAAACCCGGGUAGUCAAAUUGCUUUGCAAGUGGAUGAUAUUCCUGAACCUGUAUUUAUCUCACCUAAAACGAAGCACGGUUCAGCUAGUGCACAUUUGUUUGGUGAAUACUUUGUUCGUGAAUUGCCCUACUCUCGACUUACAUUCCUCGUAACAGAUCCUCGCAGCUCAAAGAAAAUUCUUGGAUCUGUCAGCAUUCCUGCCACUACAUUUUUGCAAAGGAGUGGUCUGGCACCUCUUACAAUCAAGUUUAAGGAAGUUGCGGCAAGUUUCACUGUUUGUUCCUGCCUCGUUCCUAUUCCGGUUAUCAUUGAUCGAACUGAAUCAUUCCUGAACAUGGGAAAGCUUACCGUGGAUGUUAUUGAGGGUAUUGAGUUGCCUAAAAUGGACCGCAGUGGUAAGUCUGAUCCUUUUGUCGUUUUUGAGCUUCAAGGUGAAGAGGUUUACAAGACGAAGACAAUUAAGAAAACUCUCAACCCUCAGUUUAACGAAAGCUUCACUGUUGAAAUUCCCAACAGACAUAGAAACAGACUUAUUGCCAAGUGCUAUGACUGGGACUUUGGCGGAAAGAACGAUUUCAUGGGCAAUGUCGUCAUUGACAUGGCAAGCUUAAGUCCAAAUGAGAAAGUUGUCUUGACAUUGCCUUUGGACGGUGAACUGGGUGGUGAACUGAAACUCGGACUGCAGUUUACACCUGCAUGGAUCUUACGUUCUAAAAGAGGUGGCUCAAGAAGCGUUGCUUCUAGUGUUUUUGGACAUGCUACUGAUCUUGCUGGAAUGCCAAUUAAGGGCCUUGCUUCUCUUGGAGGUGGUGUCGUUGACGGUAUUGGAGCUGUUGGACAUGUUACAAACAAGCUUCGCAAAGGUGUUCUUGGAGGUUUCCGUCACAAGCGUGAUGAAGAAUAACUCAAGCCCCAUCUUGUUAAUUAAAGUUUUUUUCUGAAGUCCAAUGUAUUUUUUUGGUUUUCAUGCGUAUGACAUUCUUGGCUGAAUGUGUACGUGAUUCAAUUAGCGCUCUUUACUUUUAAUAUGAACCUUUAUGGUACCAAUCCUACGUACGUGUACAUUUUUAGUAAUUUUAC
Schizosaccharomyces japonicus yFS275 is the source of this 3989-nucleotide messenger RNA. RefSeq names its product synaptotagmin family C2 domain-containing protein. Gene Ontology annotation, biological process: lipid transport; intermembrane lipid transfer; membrane organization. The coding region runs from base 214 to 3813 and encodes 1199 amino acids. Gene Ontology annotation, molecular function: lipid transfer activity; lipid binding. NCBI's taxonomy places the organism in Eukaryota, Fungi, Ascomycota, Schizosaccharomycetes, Schizosaccharomycetales, Schizosaccharomycetaceae. Gene Ontology annotation, cellular component: endoplasmic reticulum-plasma membrane contact site; cortical endoplasmic reticulum membrane; cortical endoplasmic reticulum. The record is from RefSeq and is a predicted model, not a curated record. The transcript has a single exon.